Fusarium pseudograminearum CS3096 is the source of this 543-nucleotide messenger RNA. RefSeq lists its product as uncharacterized. The coding region runs from base 1 to 543 and encodes 180 amino acids. The record is from RefSeq and is a predicted model, not a curated record. The transcript has a single exon. Lineage: Eukaryota; Fungi; Ascomycota; Sordariomycetes; Hypocreales; Nectriaceae. Gene Ontology annotation, biological process: thiamine metabolic process. Gene Ontology annotation, molecular function: ribonucleoside triphosphate phosphatase activity.
AUGGACCCUCUUCGAAAAACCAUCGUUGUUGCCUCAAACAACAUCCCAAAGAUCAAGGCAACACGUGAAGGGUUUAACCAGAUGUUCCCGGGCACCCACGACUUCCAAGGUCUGAGUGUACACUCCCACGUCUCGGAUCAGCCCUUCUCUGACGAGGAAACACUCCGCGGAGCGACAAACAGAGCUCAGAAUGCACAAACAUUAAAGCCGGAGGCAGACUUCUGGAUUGGCAUUGAAGGAGGCGUUGAAUCCCACAACGGCUCUAUCUGCUCUUUUGCGUGGAUCGUAGUCAUUGGAAAGAGAGGAAAAGUUGGCAAGGCACGUACAUCAGCCUACUUUCUGCCCGAAAAGACGUGCAAGCUGCUGAAAGAGGGGGUUGAGUUGGGCCAUGCGGAUGACAUGGUGUUUGGCCAGACCGAUUCGAAGAACAAACAAGGUUCAGUUGGGCUUUUGACAGGCGGUGUCAUUGAUCGAGCAGCCUAUUAUACCCAGGCAGUUAUUUUGGCUCUUAUUCCCUUCAGAAACGCAUCGUUGGACUUUUGA